Molecule: messenger RNA, 696 nt
Organism: Paramecium octaurelia
Lineage: Eukaryota; Ciliophora; Oligohymenophorea; Peniculida; Parameciidae
Source: the annotation of a GenBank genome assembly
AAAUCCGAUUCCGUAAUCCAAAUAAAGAGGUAUAUCGUAACCUAGUCGAGUACAGCCCGUCAGUGUUACAUUCAAGAGGAGAAGGCCAGACAAAUAGAGAGAGAGAAUCAAUUGCUUUUUCAAAAAAUACUAGGCAUUACAAUGAAACAGAGAAACAGUUCAACAACUCCAACAAAAACAACAUUAAAUUAUAAAACCCGAAAGGAUUUUCAAUAGAAAAUAAUGGAUGAAAACUAGAGACUAUUAACUAGAAUCAAUUAGCAAACAUCGUAUUACAAGAUGUAAAAAUUGUAACCAAAAUCAUUAUCUAAGCAAAGAGCAAAUUCCUCUGUAAGUAUUUAAUAAAAUUACAUAGUAUUUGCCAAGUAAGAAAACUUAGGAAUUAUAUUAGAGCAAUUUAGAGUAAGAUGGUUAAGUUUACAAAAUAAAGAUUAUGAUAGAUGGACAGUAUAGUAUUUUAAUUUUGUUUAGAUUAUUUAAGAUAUUGGCCACGACAGAGGAACAAUCAUAUACACGAGUAUUGGAGAUGAUGAAAAGUGACGGUAAUAUAUAUGGUGUUUGAUUUGAAUAGGAAUUCUAUUGAUGAAAAAUGUUUUUUAGAAUGAUUAUGAAAAAUUGAUGGGAAGUUUGUAGAUUUCGAAUAAGAUAACAAUAAAAGGGAUUGAAUUGAUAGAGACUCAUGGCAAUUAUGGUUGA